Hydractinia symbiolongicarpus is the source of this 4461-nucleotide messenger RNA. RefSeq lists its product as uncharacterized. The transcript has 16 exons. The record is from RefSeq and is a predicted model, not a curated record. The coding region runs from base 356 to 3700 and encodes 1114 amino acids. Gene Ontology annotation, molecular function: protein tyrosine phosphatase activity. Gene Ontology annotation, biological process: protein dephosphorylation. NCBI's taxonomy places the organism in Eukaryota, Metazoa, Cnidaria, Hydrozoa, Anthoathecata, Hydractiniidae.
UAGCAGAAAGUGAUUAUAAUUGGCUUAGUGGUUUCAACAAAGGGGUUAUAAUGAAUUAAUUAAAUUUUAAAUUGAUGUCUUUCUGUAUUUUUUUGAUUGUUGUAUGAUAUAUGAUUAAUUUGGAUAAUCUAUUUGUUAUUUUUUCAGACUUUUUAUUAACUUUUUGUUAUAGUUGAAGCCAAGCUUAUUACAGAAAUCUUUUUGUAGUGUAGUUGAGAUAUUGUUGCAGUAUUUUUUGUUAUGAAAUUGUGGUUUAAAAAAAUUGUGCACGAUCACAAAAACAGGUUUUAUUUUCCUGUAUGGAUCAAAGUUUUUUAAAACCACAGCUUAAAAACCUUUUUGACGGAUAGAAAAGAUGACAAUGGAGAGCUUUUUUCAAGUAUUUAUUAUUCUGCUGCUUGCUAUUUCACCAGUGUAUUCACAAUCCGUGUUCAUAAAAGAAAAUAAUAAAAAUAACACAGUACAACAUAACGCUGUCAUUAAAACAUCCCUUGUGCAUGCUUUUAAGCAAAGUGUUGUUGAAGAUUUGAAAAGCACAGAAAUUGCACCAACUGUUAACAAGCCAAGCUAUGAUAUUAUUGUAACUUCUUCAGUUAGUUUCAAAAACAAAAAGAAAGCAUCAUCAUUAUCUGCAGAAAUAGAAAGUAAACUAAAGAAAAUUGUCAACAGUAAAGAAACUGCAACGUCAGCAAACGAGAAAAGUGUGCAAAGUAAAGAUAUUAUUAGUAGUAGUGCGAUUUUAAAUGAUAUUAAAUCAACCAAGAAAAUGUUUUUAUCAGUAGUAAAAAAAAUUUCUGCAUCAAAAUCUCAUUCCAAUACAAUUGAAACGAGAAUAAAAUAUACAACAUCACAUAAAAUUUAUUCUUCUUCCAGUUACUUAAAAAGUUCUCCCAAAAGUAGGAAAAACGAAGCAUUUUUGUUGCACACUACUCCUGUGACUUUGACCAGUGCUUCAAUUAAAGCCAGCACCAAUUAUGGUAAUAAGAUUCUUGCAACAUCCGAUAAAAGUUUUAUAACUUCACAAAUUGUUAUUACUCCAUCUUUUACUGUUCAGCACCACAAGACAGAUCGGUCAGUAUUAAACAAAAUUUACAUGUCAAAACAAAGGACACCAUCUUUGUUAUCAUCAAUGCAUGGCAGCUUAUCAUCAAGUACUAUUAAUCAGUAUGGUGCAGUACCACCAGAAGAUGUAAAAAUUGUGACCAGUGUGAAAUAUACAAACAGGAUGACCUCAGUUGUUGCAACUACAUCCUAUCAGAAGAAGGAAAUGUCAUCAUCUCUAGGAUCAACAAUUUUAGCUGAUUUAGAAACAGUAUUGACCAAACAAACCGAAUUGCAAACACCAUCAUCAACAGUUGUCAUUACUUCUUCCGCAAUCGCUCAAGUAACUUCACAGUAUUUCACAUCGAGCAUAAUCAUAGGCGAAUUUACAACAGCUUCAAGCUAUAUGAUGUCAAAUAAUGCAUUUUUAACCACUUCUAAGUCAACUACCAGUGUACAACUAUCAAGAAAUAAAACCACUACAUUGACUUCAAGUACACAGUUAUUGAAAGCGUUAUCUAGUGUCUAUUUGAUGUCUUCAAGUUAUACAAGGCUUUCCAGUUUCAAGACAUACAGCUCAAUUUCAUCAUUUCCUUUAUCUUCAAAUGCAAAAACUAUUUUAAGAACUUCUUCUCGACCAUCGUCUUCUUAUAUUGUUAAAGCUAACCAAAGCACAAAAAUCCAGUCGAGUGCUGUAUCCUCAUCAAAACAUAUCGCAGUAUCAGUACCUCCUCCCACGACACCACCAACGACACCACCCACGACACCACCUACGACACCAACAAAUAGUACAAGCACUACAACUGAAUUCAUAACAUCAUUACCAACAACGGAAGAGUCAUUUACGAAUCAACCUGGAAUUAAAACAUUACCAAGCAUUUUAGAUAAAACAACCGGUACCACGUUGAAAAUUCAAAUUUACAUUCCAUACGACCAUACAGAAGUGAAGCAUGUGUAUAUUUUAGUGCAAGAAUUUAAAGAUGGUGUUUCAGAUUCUGCAAGUGUGUCUACAUGGUUUGAUGUCAACAACCGACCGGCUCACCGGUUCCGCAGAUAUCGAGCUGUUGAAAUUCCAAACUUGAAAAAAUCAGUUAAAAACUUGAAUCAUGAUGAAACAAAAAGAAUGAAAAGAGAAGCGGUAAAUAAUAAUGAUGGAAUGCAUGCAACAAGCAUCGGAAUCGAUUUGAAAUGUGAUAUACAACCGAUAUAUGUAUGUAAUGGUCCUUUGAAGCCUGGAACUAGUUACAGAUUUCAAGUUGAAGCGGAGUUAUUUAACAAGUCGAUUUAUCAUUCUCAAUUUACAGAAGCUCAUACGACAUAUAAAGAAACAAUCAACACAAAGAUUGCAGGUCCAAACACUACAAUUUUAAUCGUUCUUUCUGUUUUGUUGGUUUGUUUUAUAUUGUUGAGUUUGAUUAUCACUAUCGUUGUGUGCAGACGAAGACAAAGAGGACGAAGUUUACGUGGCGACUCAACUGAUGACGUGCGAUCUGCAUUGAUGCAUUCCAGUCAAAAAUCCUCCAAACAUUCCAGACGGAAAUUCGCAGGACCAGAUAUCUUGAUGGAAAGACGAAAAAGUAUCAAAGGGAUGACCAGACCUGUUUCUGUUCGUGAUUUCCGCGCUUGGGUUCUACGAAGCUCAUCAGACAGCGACUUUCGUUUCGCAGAAGAAUUUGAGUCCAUGCGAGAUGUUGGUAAAUUUGAACGACAUGAGGUGGCUGACAUGCCGGAGAACCGCGGUAAAAAUAGAUACGUGAACGUGCUUGCAUAUGAUUAUACACGAGUAAAAUUAACGUCGAUUGACGAUGAACCUGGUUCGGAUUAUAUCAACGCAAAUUAUGUACACGGCUAUAAACGACCUAGAGCAUAUAUAGCUUCUCAAGGUCCUCUACCAAGUACGACAGAUGACUUCUGGAGGAUGACCUGGGAGCAGAAUUCACGAAUUAUUGUCAUGGUAACACAGUGUAUGGAACGGGGUCGGGUUAAAUGUCACGAGUAUUGGCCGACCACAGAGUCGACUCGUUUCGGAGAAAUAGUGGUUACGCAACUGUCGGAGUAUGAAGCGUCAGAAUGGGUUGAAAGAGAAUUUCUACUCGAGUUUGAGGGCGAAACGCGGCAUUUACGACAUUAUCAAUUUAUAGCAUGGCCGGACCACGGUGUACCGAAAUCUACAACAGCAAUGCUUGACUUUAUACAUACUAUCAGAUUACAACAACAACCAGAAGAUGGCCCGCUUAUUUGCCAUUGCUCUGCUGGAGUUGGAAGGACUGGUACCUACUUAUGUCUCGAUAUCCUAAUGAAUAAAUUACACUAUGAAUACAAUGUAGAUGUAUACGGUGUCGUGUGUUUAAUGCGAACACAGCGUUGCUCGAUGGUUCAAACAGAGGAUCAAUACAUCUUUAUUCACCGUGUCAUGCUUGAAUAUUUGCAACAAAAGGAGGACAAGCAACAAAUCUUUUCAACUCUCACUCGUCCAACAAAUGGUCAAACACCGGUUGUGUUUACUACCAAUGGUGAUGAUGAUCAUCCCGACAGCGAUGCAUUCUUAGACGAAGAUGAACAGUUGAACGAAAAACUGGUGGAGCGAACAGAAUUUUCAACUGAUAUCGACGACGAGUUGCACAGUAGUCAAAAUAGUGUAUGCGAAACAUCCACGUGACAUUUUACAAGCACGUGAUUGGCUGAGCUACUCAGUAAUCAAAAUAGUAUAUGAGAAUCAUCCUUGUGACAUUUUACAAGCACAUGAUUGGCUAAGUUACUCAGUAAUCAAAAUAGUAUAUGACAAACAUUCACGUGACAUUUUAUAAGCACAUAAUUGGCUGAGCUACUCAGUAAUCAAAAUAGUGUAUGAGAAACAUCCACGUGACAUUUUACAAGCGCAUGAUUGGCUGAGCUACUCAGUAUUGCAAAUAGUGUAUGGGAAACAUCCACGUGACAUUUUACAAGCGCAUGAUUGGCUGAGCUACUCAGUAUUGCAAAUAGUGUAUGGGAAACAUCCACUCUUUGGAAUACUGAGUAUAUUGACAUGUUUUUUUGUUUUUAAAACGAACGGUGCACCGACAAGCACUCAAUCAGCUUUAAAAAAAAAUUUAAAACGUAAGUGCUGGUAGUUGAGAUGACAGCGUUAGAUAUAUUUGAAUUUUUAUUUUAUUUAUUUGUCAAACAAAUUUUAUACAUAUGUACAUAGAAAAAAUCUUUUAUAUUUUACCGAGAUUUCGCCUGUUUUAGGUAGGAUGCAGACACUAUAAGCAUUUUUAUUACGCAUGCGCAAAACAUAGAGAUCGCGUAAAAAUUUUCCUUACGUACAAAAAUGACCUAUCACCUUUCUGAGGAUUCAGUUGCGCUGCGAGAACUACUCAUCUUUUUUCAAGAGCUGUAUUGUAUAUAAUCUUUUACGAAGUAAGAUAGUUGCAAGAUUUA